AUGCACCAUAAAAAACUCUACCAUUACUCGAAUAAAUUUCAACGUCAACGAACACCUAAUGAUAGAACGAAGAACGGUAUAUCUACGCCUACACCAAAAUCGACAUUACCUGGAAAGUCAAAUUCACAGGUAACAGGAAUAGAUACUACUGUUGUACCUUUUCCCUCUGCAACGAACCCUAAUGAGCAAGUAAAAACUAAUAAAAUAAUCAUAAAGAAGAGAUCACGUUAUAAUCCAAACCCUAAUGAACGAUCCCCAGGGAGUUUGAUUAGAAAGCAAGUAUUCCACAUUAGACCACCAAAUACUGGUGUAGCUUCAAUAGAGAAGGUUGAUUCUUUUAAUAAGACACCUGCUGCUAGCAGCACUGUGGGAUCCAGGUAUUCAGGCUCAGCAAAUGGAGAAACAAAGCAUUCAAGAUAUGAUAAACAUGCAAAAUUGCACAGAAGUCCAAGCUCCUCAACGUCACUUUUAUCGUCACCAUCUUCUUCAUCAUCAUCAUCGGUAUCAAGAUAUCAGCCAUAUAUCCAACACAACAUUUUACAAAGACCACUAUCUAGAUACAAUCCAAACUACUCAUCUCCCCUCUCGCAUACAAACAACGUACAUCAAAUGAAAUUAAAUAGAUGGAAACACCAAAAAAUGCAACCAUCAGGCAGAUAUAAUUCAACCGCGUCAUCCUCGAGUAAAGGAACUGCCACAUCUAAUAGUGUAAAUUCACUUGGUUCGAGCUUGAUCAAUUCUGUGAAACCGGCAAAAAGGAAGGGAAUAGAUGAUGAAACGUCACAUUUUAAGAUUAGUAUAAAGAAAUCAAAUAAUAAUAUUAAUAUAUUGAAUGAAAGUGAGAAGAACGAAGAAAAUAAAACGUACAACCUUCUAGAUAAACGGAAUAUUACCCAAAACAUAUUACCAAUUAGAAAAAUUGUUACCAAGAACAAUUUUACCACUGAAUUAACUCAGGAAAAGAGAGACAAUGCCAAUGCCAAUGCGGAAAGAUUACUAGAAGAGAACUAUGAAUAUAUUAGGGAUCCUGCACAGCUAAAGACAGAUAUAUCUGCCUUAAAGAAAAGCAGCCCUAUUAAACCAUACAAUUCAAUAAAUAAAUAUCCUCAAAGUUACAUAUUCCCUUUGAAUAAGAUAGAGACCAGACUUUGGGAAUUAAGAAAUAAAAUUCCCACUAAGAAACCGAUCCAAGUAACCAAAAUAGAGUCAUUAAGAGAUUAUUCCUUUUUCCAUAAGACCUUAAGACAACAUGCUACAAUAAGUAGGACAUCUGUUGUUUUAAAAUUGAUGAAACUAAAGAACUGUGGUCGUAUCCAGAAAUUACGAUUGAACCAAAAAUGGCUAAAAUUUGAAACCGAAUGGGAAAAAGAUAUGAAGAGCUUUAGAGGGUUAACACCAGAAGAGGAAGAUGUCCCCGAUGAUACAACAGAACUCGAUGAAUCUGAAAAUGAUAAAUUUGAAGAGGAAGAUGAAUUUAGUUCAUUAACACCAAGAACCUCGUCAAGAAGUAGCCGUAUUAACAGGGCUGAUUUUGUCGAUGAUUCCGAAUUGGAAGAUGUGUUGUUUCAAAUUGAUCCAGAUUACAGGAACCAUCAAUUAGCGGCAGAUAUACCACCUUUGAUAUUAUCUCCCGUUACAAGAUACGCCCAAAAAUUCCAAGAUACAAACAAUUUAAUUACGGAUAAAAAUCGCUGGGCGUCAAGAAUCAUUACGGAUGGGAUUGACACAUUUACUGAAAAUGAAAGUGGCUUAUUUCUAAAGGGAUAUUUGAGGUAUCCAAAGAAAUUUGGGAAAAUCUCCAAAUACAUGGGGGGGCUAAGAUCGUGUGAAGAGUGUGUGCAACACUAUUAUAAAACAAAGAGGAAAAUCAAUUACAAAUCUUUAAUCAAGAAACGUAACAUGAAGAGAGGGCGGGGAAGUAAGAAGAGUACCAGGAAGAAUGACGGUUCGGAAGAUAGCAAUUCCGAGUAUACUCUCAACGAAUCCGACAUGGGUGCCAGCAAUGCAGACACGGACAGCCUGAUGACGGACGCUACUUUCGACGAGGAAGAUAGUGAACAUGGACUUUAG
This is a messenger RNA of Naumovozyma castellii, 2070 nucleotides long. Its product is annotated as SANT/Myb-like DNA-binding domain-containing protein. The record is from RefSeq and is a predicted model, not a curated record. The coding region runs from base 1 to 2070 and encodes 689 amino acids. The transcript has a single exon. Lineage: Eukaryota; Fungi; Ascomycota; Saccharomycetes; Saccharomycetales; Saccharomycetaceae.